UUUUGCUUGUUUUCGAAAGCCACCAUUGAAUCGGACAGCUGGAUCACUAUGCUCUUACACUUGUUUUCAAAAGCCCAUUAUUUUAACACAUUUGAACUCUUCACAUCUAUCUUUGACUAUCUUUAGCAUGACCUUAAUUACAAGAACAUAUUGAUUGUAUAUUUCAUUGGUAAGUAUAUGGGAAAAUUUAUCAACACAGACGCCUUAACUUUACCAAGACUCCAUUGAAACAUCAAUAAUACCAGCUUUGUUUAAAAGGUGAGUCAAUUACCGAGAUGGGAGGAGGAGGACACAUAUGAAGCAAAAAAAAAAAGUCAUCUUUUUUCAACUACCAAUAAACAAGUACAAAAGAACUCAAAAUACCAUGAAAAUAGAAAACGUAUUAUAAUCGUUCGUUUUCAGUCAAUCUGAAUCUACUGCGCUUUUCUCCUCUACCCGAAUGCUUUCGCCUUCUCCUUCCAGCCAGCCUUUUACAUUCUUCACAAUCACAGAUCGGUACUCUUUCAGGUUGCAUGUUGCUCCUCCUCCGCAAAUUUGAAAAAUCUGUGGUGCACAGAGUUUGAUGAGGAGCUCAAUAUAGAGGGACCGGCAGUAUUGCUGGCUAUCCAACAGCAACAAGACAACACACUUUUCAGUCGCUUUACUCUAUUGCUGUUUUAAGACUCAAAGCUUGCCCAAAGAGAAGGGCCAUGGGGGAUCUUUAUGUGUGGCUCAUAUCUUUCUUCAUCCUCAUUGCUCUACUCAUCCUUAUUGUUUACCAGCUUAUGUGUCUUGCUGAUCUAGAAUUUGAUUAUAUCAACCCCUACGACUCUUCAGCAAGGGUAAAUAGAGUGAUUUUGCCCGAGUUCAUUACACAAGGACUGCUGUGUGUCUUCUUCUUUCUAUCAGGGCAUUGGGUUAUGUCAUUAUUGUGUGGUCCGUAUCUCUAUUAUAACGUGCAACUAUAUGCGCGGAAGCAGCACCUGGUAGAUGUUACUGAGAUAUUCAACAUGCUUCAUAAAGAAAAGAAGCAAAGGCUUUUCAAACUCUUUUAUCUCAUUAUCCAACUGUUUCUUUGCAUAUUUUGGAUGAUCCUAACUGCACUCGAAGAUCAUGACGAUUAAUGAGGAUAGUUGCUUUCUAGUGGUUAGCUGCCUAAAUGGUUGCUUGGUACAAUAUGGGAUGCUAUAUUUAGAUACAAGUCCAUUUGUUAAGGAGGGAACUUGGUGUGACUUUUGCAGUGUUUUGUAUAAGCUGCAGCCGCAAGGGAGCUCCCGGGUUAAGUUUGUAUUAAGUUAUUAACUAAGCUAGUUUACUAUUUCCAUGAGUUUCCGGAAAUAGGUUUGCUCACAUAUUUAGCUAGCUUUGCUACUUGUUUUCUGAGUAAUAUAUGUAUUAGGUUGUUCGAGUACUUUAUUUUGUUUUAAUGUAAAGCAAUGAUUGUUGUUGUAAUAAAUGUCUAAUCAUAAUAAAGAAAGAAAUACAUUAGCUCAA
Cannabis sativa is the source of this 1473-nucleotide messenger RNA. RefSeq names its product protein cornichon homolog 4-like. The record is from RefSeq and is a predicted model, not a curated record. Gene Ontology annotation, biological process: vesicle-mediated transport. The transcript has 6 exons. The coding region runs from base 690 to 1103 and encodes 137 amino acids. NCBI's taxonomy places the organism in Eukaryota, Viridiplantae, Streptophyta, Magnoliopsida, Rosales, Cannabaceae.